This is a messenger RNA of Lynx canadensis (Canada lynx), 1102 nucleotides long. It is a transcript of the gene ABHD12B, whose product is annotated as abhydrolase domain containing 12B. Lineage: Eukaryota; Metazoa; Chordata; Mammalia; Carnivora; Felidae. Gene Ontology annotation, biological process: monoacylglycerol catabolic process; phosphatidylserine catabolic process. Gene Ontology annotation, cellular component: endoplasmic reticulum membrane. The transcript has 13 exons. The record is from RefSeq and is a predicted model, not a curated record. Bases 1 to 1041 code for a protein of 346 amino acids. Gene Ontology annotation, molecular function: monoacylglycerol lipase activity; phosphatidylcholine lysophospholipase A1 activity.
AUGGACGCGCGGGACUGCGCGGCCGCCUGGUGGGAAAUGGUGGCGCGGAACCUGCGAUCUAUUCCACGUUCCUGUUCAACACUAGGAAGAAAAAUUGCGGCUCUGUACAACAGCUUUACUAGUAAACCGUUAAAAGAACACAUUUUUCCUCCUUUGAUGAACAUGCUAAUAUUUUUUAAUUUUUUCAAAGCACCCUUUCUUGUGGAUUUAAAGAGACCGGAGUUAAAGAUUGCUCACACAGUGAACUUCUAUAUCAGAGUCGAACCUGGGGUGAUUCUGGGAAUCUGGCACACGGUUCCCAGCUGCCGGGGUGAAGAUGCGAAGGGAAAGGACCGUUGCUGGUACGAAGCAGCCCUUCAUGAUGGCAAUCCAAUCAUUGUUUAUCUUCAUGGCAGCGCGGAACAUAGGGCAGCUCCUCACAGACUUAAGCUCGUAAAGGUGCUGAGUGACGGUGGCUUUCAUGUCCUGUCUGUGGACUACAGAGGGUUCGGGGACUCCACAGGGAAGCCCACAGAGGAGGGGCUGACUGCAGAUGCUAUUUGUGUCUAUGAGUGGACCAAGGCGAGAUGUGGUACCACCCCUGUGUGUCUCUGGGGCCACUCUCUGGGUACAGGAGUUGCAACCAAUGCCGCAAAAGUACUGGAAGAGAAAGGAUUCCCAGUUGAUGCUAUUAUCCUGGAGGCUCCAUUUACCAACAUAUGGGUUGCAAGUAUCAAUUAUCCCUUGUUAAAGAUUUACCGGAAACUUCCAGGAUUUUUACGCACGCUUAUGGAUGCCCUGAGAAAAGACAAAAUAGUCUUCCCUAAUGAUGAAAAUGUUAAAUCCCUGUCUUCUCCCCUUCUCAUCAUACAUGGUGAGGAUGACAACACGGUGCCUUUGGAGUUUGGAAAAAAGCUCUAUGAAAUUGCACAUAAUGCAUACAGGAACAAAGAGAGGGUCAAGAUGGUGAUCUUUCCUCCUGGUUUCCAACACAACUUGCUCUGUAAAAGCCCCAUGCUGUUAAAAACUGUGAGAGAUUUCCUGAGCAAGCAGUGGGCAUGAGGGCUGAGAGGGAUGGAAAUCUACAGUGAAGACUUGGUCUGAACACCACCGAUGAUAUAUA